Molecule: messenger RNA, 2658 nt
Organism: Papaver somniferum (opium poppy)
Lineage: Eukaryota; Viridiplantae; Streptophyta; Magnoliopsida; Ranunculales; Papaveraceae
Product: heat shock 70 kDa protein 18-like
Exons: 4
Coding region: 1-2658 (885 amino acids)
Biological process (GO): protein refolding; cellular response to unfolded protein
Cellular component (GO): cytoplasm
Molecular function (GO): misfolded protein binding; heat shock protein binding; ATP-dependent protein folding chaperone
Source: RefSeq, a predicted model, not a curated record
AUGGCUAAAAGAAUAGGAGAAGGAUCUGCAAUAGGGAUUGAUUUAGGGACGACAUAUUCAUGCGUUGCAGUAUGGCAACAUGAUCAUGUUGAGAUUAUUACUAAUGAUCAGGGGAAUCGUACUACUCCAUCUUAUGUUGCCUUUACUGAUACAGAACGUAUGAUCGGUGAUGCUGCUAAGAAUCAAGUCGCUAUCAAUCCUAUCAACACCGUUUUCGAUGCAAAACGUUUGAUUGGAAGGAAAAUCAGCGAUAGCUUUGUUCAGAAUGAUAUCAAAUUAUGGCCCUUCAAAGUCAUUGCUGGCGUAAAUGACAAACCCAUGAUCCAAGUCAAGUACAAGGGAAAGGAUAUACAGUUUUCAGCUGAGGAGAUCUCAUCAAUGGUUCUUAUUAAGAUGAGAGAAACUGCUGAAGCUUAUCUUGGAUCAACUGUUAAGAAUGCGGUUAUUACUGUCCCUGCAUACUUCAAUGAUUCACAGCGUCAUGCUACUAGGGAUGCUGGCACAGUUGCUGGGCUAAAAGUAAUGCGUAUCAUUAGUGAGCCAACCGCAGCUGCUAUUGCGUAUGGCCUUGAUAAGAAGGAAACAAUUGAUGGCGCAGAGAAUGUUCUUAUCUUUGAUCUUGGUGGUGGCACUUUUGAUGUUUCACCACUCACCAUUAGCAAGGGUAAGUUUGAAGUCCUGGCUACAGCUGGAGAUACUCAUCUUGGAGGGGAGGAUAUUGAUAACAGGAUGCUUAAUCACUUUGUGCAAGAGUUCAAGCAGAAGCACAACAAGGACAUAAGUGGAAACCCAAGGGCUCUUAGAAGGCUGAGAACGGUAUGUGAGAGGGCAAAGAGGACCUUGUCAUCUACUACUCGGACGACCAUUGCGCUAGAUUCUUUGUGCGAAGGAGUUGAUUUUGAUAUGUCUAUUACUCGUGCCAAAUUCGAAGAUUUGAACUUGGAUUUGUUCGUCAAAUGCAUGGAACCUAUUGAGAAGUGUUUGACAGAUGCUAAAAUGAACAAGAGCGAUGUUAAUGAAGUUGUCCUUGUUGGCGGGUCCACCAGGAUUCCUAAGGUUCAGUCUCUAGUGCAGGAUUUCUUUGAUGGGAAGGAACUCUGCAAGAGCAUCAACCCUGAUGAGGCUGUUGCAUAUGGUGCUGCAGUGCAAGCUGCUAUGUUGAAUGGUGAGGGUAAUGAGAAGGUGCAUGAUUUAGUGUUAAUAGGAGAAGGAUCUGCAAUAGGGAUUGAUUUAGGGACGACAUAUUCAUGCGUUGCAGUAUGGCAACAUGAUCAUGUUGAGAUUAUUACUAAUGAUCAGGGGAAUCGUACUACUCCAUCUUAUGUUGCCUUUACUGAUACAGAACGUAUGAUCGGUGAUGCUGCUAAGAAUCAAGUCGCUAUCAAUCCUAUCAACACCGUUUUCGAUGCAAAACGUUUGAUUGGAAGGAAAAUCAGCGAUAGCUUUGUUCAGAAUGAUAUCAAAUUAUGGCCCUUCAAAGUCAUUGCUGGCGUAAAUGACAAACCCAUGAUCCAAGUCAAGUACAAGGGAAAGGAUAUACAGUUUUCAGCUGAGGAGAUCUCAUCAAUGGUUCUUAUUAAGAUGAGAGAAACUGCUGAAGCUUAUCUUGGAUCAACUGUUAAGAAUGCGGUUAUUACUGUCCCUGCUUACUUCAAUGAUUCACAGCGUCAUGCUACUAGGGAUGCUGGCACAGUUGCUGGGCUAAAAGUAAUGCGUAUCAUUAGUGAGCCAACCGCAGCUGCUAUUGCGUAUGGCCUUGAUAAGAAGGAAACAAUUGAUGGCGCAGAGAAUGUUCUUAUCUUUGAUCUUGGUGGUGGCACUUUUGAUGUUUCACUACUCACCAUUAGCAAGGGUAAGUUUGAAGUCCUGGCUACAGCUGGAGAUACUCAUCUUGGAGGGGAGGAUAUUGAUAACAGGAUGCUUAAUCACUUUGUGCAAGAGUUCAAGCAGAAGCACAACAAGGACAUAAGUGGAAACCCAAGGGCUCUUAGAAGGCUGAGAACGGUAUGUGAGAGGGCAAAGAGGACCUUGUCAUCUACUACUCGGACGACCAUUGCGCUAGAUUCUUUGUGCGAAGGAGUUGAUUUUGAUAUGUCUAUUACUCGUGCCAAAUUCGAAGAUUUGAACUUGGAUUUGUUCGUCAAAUGCAUGGAACCUAUUGAGAAGUGUUUGACAGAUGCUAAAAUGAACAAGAGCGAUGUUAAUGAAGUUGUCCUUGUUGGCGGGUCCACCAGGAUUCCUAAGGUUCAGUCUCUAUUGCAGGAUUUCUUUGAUGGGAAGGAACUCUGCAAGAGCAUCAACCCUGAUGAGGCUGUUGCAUAUGGUGCUGCAGUGCAAGCUGCUAUGUUGAAUGGUGAGGGUAAUGAGAAGGUGCAUGAUUUAGUGUUGUUGGAUGUCACUCCACUUUCUCUUGGUAUUGGGUGUUAUGGAGAUGUUAUGCAAGUAUUGAUCCCAAGGAACAGCAGCAUCCCAAACAAGAUGCGAAAGGGAUUCACUACCAUCUAUGACGACCAAACUGAUGUGUCGAUUGUGGUGUUCGAGGGUGAGAGAACCAGAAGCUACGAAAAUAAUCGUUUAGGUGAAUUCAUGUUGUCGGGGAUUACUCCAGCACCUCGUGGUGUUACCAAGAUAACAGUAUGCUUUGAGAUUGAUGCAUGA